Messenger RNA from Zingiber officinale, 1384 nucleotides. Its product is annotated as vesicle-associated protein 1-2-like. The transcript has 8 exons. Gene Ontology annotation, cellular component: endoplasmic reticulum membrane; plasma membrane. Lineage: Eukaryota; Viridiplantae; Streptophyta; Magnoliopsida; Zingiberales; Zingiberaceae. Bases 285 to 1199 code for a protein of 304 amino acids. Gene Ontology annotation, biological process: endoplasmic reticulum membrane organization. The record is from RefSeq and is a predicted model, not a curated record.
CGCUGCUGCCUUCUGCCGUCUUCAAUAGUAGAUCGACAAUAGAUGGAGGCGUUCGCCUUCUUCCAGGCGAUUCCAGGGCGACGUCUUAGGGUUCAUCGUCGCUCCCGUCUCGCGCAAUGAUCUCGUGGGAAUUUGUGGAAGAGCUCACCUAUUUCCUACCGCCACGACGCCAUCCGAAGAUCUAAAUCUGCGGCCCUUGGAGAUUUCGUUUCCAGCGAUGUUUCUUACUCCCUUUCACUUUCUAUUUUGAUUUCGUCCGUUUGUUUGGAGCCGUGCGCUUUUGGAUGAGGAAGGUGGCGAUGGGUGCGGGCGAAAUGCUUGUCGAAAUCCAUCCUCAGGAACUCAGGUUCACUUUUGAGUUGAAAAAGCAGAGUUCAUGUUCUGUUCAACUUGUCAACAAAUCCAAAGAUUUUGUUGCAUUCAAGGUUAAAACUACAUCUCCUAAGCGAUAUUGUGUUCGUCCAAAUACAGGAAUCAUUCUACCAAGAUCAACAUGCGAUUUCAUAGUUAUUAUGCAAGCAUCAAAGGAAAUCCCAUCUGAUAUGCAGUUAAAAGAUAAGUUCCUGAUUCAGACCACAGUUGUUCCUUAUGGUAGCAUGGAUGAGGACAUUAUUCCAAGUUUUUUCUCAAAAGAAACUGGUAGGUAUAUCCAAGAGAACAAGUUGAGAGUUGUUCUUGUCAGUCCACCACAUUCUCCAGAGGUAGAAACAAACCAAGAGGUUUUCAAGCAGGAUCUGUCCUUUAAAGCUCUUGAUUCAGCUGACCCUAUUGUAACUGUUGAGAGUGAUUCGAAGAGUGAGUUAGUUAAGGAAGUUCUUAUGGUGAGAGAAACAUCUGUUUCAAACAAUGGAGCCGCCACAAAUGAGGCUAAUCAGGGAGAGCCUAUUUUGAAAGAGACGUGCAUAGCAAAUGAUCAAGAACUUGGAAUAGCUAACUUUACCCCAUUGCAUGUUGCUAAAGAUAUUGAUGACUUGAAGUUGCAGUUGGAUAGUCUUGUAUUGAAGCUGAAUGAGGCUGAGAAGACUAUAGCAAGCCUAAAGGAGGAGAUUAAUGCUUCUACCCAAGAGAGAGAUAAAUUCAAAGGAGAAAUUGCUCUGCUAAGAAGAUAUACUGCAAAGGAGCAGACAGGCUUUCCAUUCUUAUUUGUGGUCUUGAUGGCGCUCGUUGGCAUGGCACUUGGGUAUGCACUUAACUCAUGACUAUUAUCAUCUUGAAGAUGAAAACUAUGCACUCGUAUAAAAUCUUACUCAGACACCAUACCUGUAGAAACAUAUUAAUAUCCGAAACUCAAAUGCCAGAUUAUUCUGGACUGUACGCACGUGAAGAUGACAGUUUUCAUUUAGACUGAAAUUACCUUUGAAUCCAAAUAAACCAGAGUUUCCUA